Messenger RNA from Microdochium trichocladiopsis, 1890 nucleotides. RefSeq names its product cytochrome P450. The coding region runs from base 1 to 1530 and encodes 509 amino acids. Lineage: Eukaryota; Fungi; Ascomycota; Sordariomycetes; Xylariales; Microdochiaceae. The transcript has 5 exons. Gene Ontology annotation, molecular function: monooxygenase activity; heme binding; oxidoreductase activity, acting on paired donors, with incorporation or reduction of molecular oxygen. The record is from RefSeq and is a predicted model, not a curated record.
AUGAUAUUCUCUGGCCUGCAGACCGCAGCCCUCCUAGCUGCUGCAACCACCGGGUACAUUGCCGUCCGCGGCAUAUACCUAGCAUACUUCCACCCGCUUUCCAAGAUCCCGGGCCCCAAACACUAUGCCUUCACUGACAUCUUCCACCUGUACCACCACGUCCGGGGGACCUGGCAUCUCGUCCUCAAGGACCUUCAUGACAAGUAUGGCCCGGUAGUCCGCUAUACGCCCAACGACGUGUCCACCAUCACCCCCGACGCGUGGAGGAGUGUCUACGGCCACAAGGCCCAGUCGUCACGCAUUUUCCGCAAGGACAAGAUCUUCUACGGCGAGACCUUCUCCAAGGUCGACCACGUGAUCACCGCCGACUACGACGACCACCGCCGCAUGCGCCGCGUGCUCGCCCACGCGUUCAGCGAAAAGGCCCUGCGCGGCCAGGAGGACGUGCUCAAGCACUACACGGACCUCUUCCUCGCUCAGCUGACCACCAGAGCUGCUGCGGGGGAGCCGGUCAACAUGGUAAUGUGGUACAACUACGCGACGUUCGACCUGAUCGGCGACCUGGCAUUUGGCAAGUCCUUUGGCAACCUCGAGACCGGCAAGUAUAACCCGUGGGUCUCGGUCAUCUUCGACUCUGUCCGGCUCGUGCCUUACAUGCACGUGCUCCAGCGGCACCGCUGGCUCGGGGCGCUCAGCUCGCUCAUCAUGCCCAAGAGGUUCGUCGACAGCUUUGCCGACCACGCGCGGCUCAGUCGCGAGACCGCCAUGCAGCGCAUCGACAGCGGCAACACGGAGCGCGAGGACUUCAUGUCGUACAUCCUGCGGCACAACAAUGACGGCAGCGGCAAGGGCCUCAGCGAAGGGGAGAUUGCGGAGAAUGCGACCAUCCUGAUCACCGCGGGGAGCGAGACGACGGCCACGUUGCUGAGCGGGGCGACGUUCCAGCUGCUGGCAAACAGGGACAAGUACGAUGCCCUGGUCCGCGAGGUCAGGAGCACUUUUGCCUCGGAAGACGAAAUCAACAUGGUCUCGGUCGGGCAUCUCGAGUACCUGACUGCUGUUCUCAGCGAGAGCUUCAGGAUGUAUCCUCCAGUACCGAUCGGCCUGCCACGCGUUACCCCCGAAGGCGGCGAGGUCGUGGACGGAUACUAUCUCCCAGCCAAGACCAGCAUAUCAGUGCCCCAGUGGUCAGCAUACCAAUCGGCUCUCAACUUCCACAAGCCCCAAUCCUUCGUGCCCGAGCGCUGGCUCGCCGACGUGACCUCACCCGGAUCGACAUCGCCUUUCGCCAACGACAAGAGAGACGUCAUGCAGCCAUUCUCCGCCGGGCCCAGGAAUUGUAUCGGAAAGAACCUCGCAAACGCCGAGAUGCGCCUCAUCCUCACACGCCUCCUAUACAACUUUGACCUGGACUUUGACCAGCCUGCCGACGGCACCACCACCACCACGGGCUGGGCCAGCGACCAAAAGGUCUUCCUACUCUGGGACAAGGGCCCUUUGAUGGUUCGCCUUACGCCCGUGAGGCGCUAGCUGAACCACCCUCUCUCGGACAAUCCUUUUAUUUCAUUUUUAUUUCUUAUUUUUCAAAUAUUUUUCCAUUAAAGUCAAGUCUUUUAUAACCGGGGCUGUUGGAAAAGAAAGAGUAGAAUCAAAGUUGGGUUUGCAUGAAACACUUUCUUCCCGGACAAGCUCUGCAGCUGCAGGGCGGGGUCAAUGAGCAGACACAGAGAAACCGAGGGGAGGUAACAAAGAACUCCGCGGCAUUUUAAACACACUUUCAUUCUGUUUGAGAAUAUGGACGAGAAGGGAGAGGGGGGGAGGUUAUGGAGAGCCGGACGUAAAUAGGAAGCAUGGGCGAAGGAUGACUGGGGGAUGAACAGACAAUAGUAG